UCGAGUCACUGCUACGUAUCGCUGUAGUCCGGCCGUUGUACCUAAGACACCGAGUCAUUAUCGUGAACACGUUACUUUUUAGCAGCAUGUACAAAUGUUAGAACAGAAGGAUAAACAUGAAACGAAUAAUAUAUCUCCAUUUAUUUUAUUUUUACACGUUAAUAGCAUAUUGUAAUGCCGAAGAUAUUUUAGGGUGUGGUGGAUUUUUAAAAAGUCACACCGAUAUCGAUUUUGCAAAAGUUCUGAUAAAAUUAUACACGAAGGCUGGCAGCCUUAAGGAUUAUACAGAAUGUGCCCCUAAUAAUGGUUAUUACUUUCUUCCCUUAUACGAUAAAGGAGAAUAUAUUUUAAAGGUAGAUCCACCCAAAGGAUGGAGUUUUGAACCUACAGAAAUUAUACUGAAUGUGGAUGGAACUACUGACGCGUGCAGUCAAGGCAAAGAUAUCAACUUUACUUUCAAAGGUUUUGGUAUCACAGGCAGGGUUAUCAGUUUAGGGUCAGAUUCUGGACCUAAAGGAGUUACUGUCACAUUAUAUAAAGAAAGCAACCUACAGGUACCUGUUGGUACAACCACUACGACAGAAGGUGGUACCUUCUAUUUUACUCCAUUACAACAUGGACGAUAUGUACUUGUCGCGUCGCAUCCUACUUGGAUGUUUAAAACAGAUACUGUCAAAGUAACGGUACAAGAAGGUAAUAUGGAACUCCCAGAUGGUAGUUUAGUUAUUUUUGGAUACGAUGUAAGUGGCAAAGUUGCUAGCGAAGAAGAAGCUGUCAGCGGUGUAUCUUUUCUUCUAUUUGGCAAUGGCGUGGCUAAAAAUUGUGCACUGCCCAAUAACAAAAAUAUAGGCAAUCUACAACCUCUCUGUUACGUUGUAUCAGACAAAAGUGGUAAAUUCGUGCUUCCAAGUUUAUCGCCUGGCGAAUACACGCUUGCGGUAUACGAUACCGGUGAUCAAACUAAAUUUCACGUAGAACCGAAUAAAUUGCUUUUCGAAGUGCAUCACAAUAGUGUCGUGCUACAAGAUUUUAAAGUGACUGGCUUUACCGUUCACGGUGUCGUAAGUACCGCCGUAAAUGGAGAACCUCUAGCAGGAGCAAAAGUUUUACUUUCUCAGAAGAAAGUCGCUAUAACGGACGAUAAAGGAAAAUACGAAUUAAGUCAAAUGAAAGCUGGUCAAUAUACUUUGAAAGUUGAAAGCGAGGACCUGUUGUUCAAUGAGAUAUCAGUCAAGAUUUCUCCCAGUUCUACACAACUUCCUGUUCUAAUACCAGCAGCGUAUAAAGUGUGCGGCAAAGUUACCCUAUCCGCGAAAGGUACUUUACAUCAUCGAAAAGUUGCCAUACAGAAUACCGCAGCUACGUUUAACAAAGAGAUAGACACAGAUCCGAAAACAGGAGAAUUUUGUUUAUACCUUGCCCCUGAUAGAUAUCAGUUAAGCGUUAUCGUAAACGCCGAAGAAAGAGCCGAAGGCUUACAAUUUUUCCCGUUGCAACAAACCAUCGAUGUGUCAUCUCGACCAGUGCGAAAUGUAGACUUUUUACAAUUGAAAGCAACGUUAACGGGCACGGUGAAAUGUUUAGCCGGCACUGAUUGCAGUCAAGCUUCUGUCACGUUAAAGGUACUCGAUGGAAUCACGAUAAAGACGAUUCAAUCAAAGGUUAUUUUUUAUCACACAGAUGGCCAUUAUCAGUUUACGGACGUUUUGCCCGGUCAUUACGAAAUCUUGAUCGAUAACGAUAUAUUUUGCUGGGCAAAUCCAAGUUACAGGUUUUCUGUAACUUCGGAGCGAGCCGAAUUACCGGCCUUCGAACAAACUGGAUUUUCUGUUACCUUCAUAUCUUCUCACGAUACCGUUGUCGAGUAUUCGGAACCGAAAGAUCCGAAAGCAAAAAAAUUAACUUUAACUUUGAAUAAAGGAAGUACAAAGCACUGCGUAUCCGAACCUGGAACGUACACGUUCGUUCCGAGGAGCUGUCACGUUUACGACAAAACGUCGUACACGUGGGAUACCAACGCCCUUUCUCCCAUUUUAUUGCAUUCGACGGAACAUAGUCACAAGGGAAGCAUUUUAAGUAGCUCUUCGUUAGACGGAAUAAAAGUAAAGAUCGAAAAUGGAGGUGACGUUACGACACUUGGACCAUUGAAAUCGGUGCAACAAGAAAAUUCAUAUAAAUACGAAUUCGAGUUCAAAGCAAAAACGGACAACGUAUACAGUAUAACGCCCCUGUCCGACGUUCUCCUCUUUACUCCUCCGUCGUUAAAAGUAUUAGGCGUGAACGAUUGUCAAAAUGACAUUGCUACAUUCAUCGGGGAUAUGGGAAAGAUCAUUGCUGGUAGAAUCGAUCCAGCAUUAGAAGGAGUCACGAUACAGAUAUUUGGAAACGACAAAAGUUCACCUAUACAUACGCUGGUUACGCAAAAGGAUGGAAAGUACAAUGUUGGUCCCUUAGACGGAAAAAUAGACUAUAGCGUUACCGCGAAGAAGGAAGGUUUCGUGAUAACUGGACCCGAUUCCAACGGAGUAUUUUCAGCUCACAAGUUAGCCGAAAUUAUCGUACAAGUUUCUGAUCAAGCAGACAAUGCUUCGUUACAGGGUGUUUUAUUAUCCUUGUCCGGUGGACAAAGUUACCGAAAAAACAGCGUAACCGGCGAAGACGGAAAAUUGAUUUUCCAUUCUCUUUUCCCCGGUGAAUACUAUUUGAGACCGAUGAUGAAAGAAUAUCGUUUCGAUCCUUCGUCGAAAAUGAUCAAAGUCGCGGAAGGUGCAACCGUGAGGGUGAAUCUUUUCGGCAAAAGAGUCGCUUUUAGCGCGUAUGGUUCUGUGACUUCUCUAAACGGUGAGCCCGAAGCUGGUUUAUUGGUGGAAAUCCAAGGCCAAGGAGAUUGCGAUGAUCUUCAAGAAGAAGCGACCACCGAAGAAAAUGGCAACUUCCGAAUUAGAGGACUUCAACCUACGUGUACCUACGUGUUUCGGUUGAAACCUAACGCAGAAGUUAACGCGCACAUUCAACGCACUAGUCCGGAGUCCAUAACGAUAAAAACUGCAACGGACAUUCGCGGGCUUCGUUUGGUCGCGUUUCAUCCGAUACCGCGCACCGACGUUUCGGUACACGUUGUGUCUGUACAGCCGGAACACUAUCGGACGUUAAAAGUAAAGCUCUGCAGAGAAGAUAUGCCCGAUUCUCCGAUACACACGGCAAAAUUGGAGGCUCAACAGUUUAGUAAAAUCGGUAGUGCUUACAAUGCCGGUUUUCUCGUACAUCUACCGCCGUUACAGGCAGACGGUAGAAAGUAUUUUGUACAAUUGGAGUCUUCGUUGUCCCAUACGUUGCACAAGUACAGAACUGUACCGUUUUAUUUCGAGGCGAACUCGUCGUUCAAAUACGUGAAGUUGACGUUCAACGCGGAACGAAAAAUUGAUCAAAGCGACAUGAAUCAAACGUCCAUAAUCGCGUUACCUUUCAUCGUGCUCGUCACAAUCGCGUUCUUUAAUCGAGAAAAACUGUGGUUAUGGCUGAGCGCUUUGAUCGAAAGGUGGUCGAAACCGACUCCGAAUACCAGAACUCCGAUUCAGGCGGUUCCUAUAGAUCCGAGAACCGACGAUAUCAUUGUCGAACAAAUAAUGAACAUUAACAAGAGAAAGACCAAACCGCGUAAGACAUGAUCGGUACUUUAUCGAAUUCGUGAACAUUUAGUCGACACUGUGAAUUGUCAAUAAACGGACAAACUAACAAUAGUAUCAUGUAGGAUUUCCGCAUAAAUAGGAUUGGAACGCGGUUAUCGAGAGUAUCUACUCGCGAAGAAACGACGUUAAAUGCGUUUUAUAAUCUGUAAUAUUUUUAUUUCACCCUGUUUCGUCGUCGUAUACACACAUCGCACUCGCAUCACGGUCACGGGCAGAAUCAUUUAUGGCGCGAGGUAAGCCUAGAAAAGAAACGUCAAGAAUAUUUUUCUUCCUUACAAGAGUACAAUGGAAUAUAAAAAAUAAUGUUAUUUGACUUACAAUAGGAUUCGCUUGAAACAUACACUUCAUGAAAUUAAAAGCUUUCGCGCAUUUGUCCUUUCCACCUAAAAAGUUUAUGACGUUUUCAGUAAAAACGCAACCAGUUAAGUAGCAUGCGUGCACGCGUAGCGAGAUAAAAGACUCGUCGCAGUACUUACCGAUAUCUGAACAAGUAUCGAUCAUGUCGUCAAGUAUGUCUUUAUACACACUUGGUAUUGUUUUCCUCACUAUAUCGAAAUUCAUAUUGCCCUUUUUAUCCAUCUGAGUAAAAACAAAAGAACACCUUAAGCGGUUAUUUCUCUAUCAAACGCGAAAAGCGGCCGUACAACCAUACAUUACCACUUUAAACUUUUCUAGUGCACAUUUAAAAUAACAUUUCAAUCGGUCAUCAUCGGGAAACUGUCCGUAUUCGGUAUUUUCAACAUCCUCUGGAAUAAUAAAUACUGUUGCAUCAUAUUUGCGAA
This is a messenger RNA of Megachile rotundata (alfalfa leafcutting bee), 4471 nucleotides long. RefSeq lists its product as uncharacterized. Gene Ontology annotation, cellular component: endoplasmic reticulum membrane. Gene Ontology annotation, molecular function: carbohydrate binding. The record is from RefSeq and is a predicted model, not a curated record. NCBI's taxonomy places the organism in Eukaryota, Metazoa, Arthropoda, Insecta, Hymenoptera, Megachilidae.